Maylandia zebra (zebra mbuna) is the source of this 2189-nucleotide messenger RNA. It is a transcript of the gene dpep2, whose product is annotated as dipeptidase 2. Gene Ontology annotation, biological process: proteolysis. The record is from RefSeq and is a predicted model, not a curated record. NCBI's taxonomy places the organism in Eukaryota, Metazoa, Chordata, Actinopteri, Cichliformes, Cichlidae. Gene Ontology annotation, molecular function: metallodipeptidase activity.
GCUCUACGUUUGUGUGGGGCGGAGAGCUGGAAAGUUGGUACAGUGUGUGCACAGUUGCUAAACAAAGUGGCCAUACGGCUCAUUUUUCAGCGACCUGGCUGAUAACUGUAACGCGUUGAUGCGUGUUCUGUGGUCAGAUAUGCCUUCUUGGAAAAGUGAAAAACAUGCUUCACACAGCUUCUGGAUGCAGUUUAUCGAAGCUCUGGUGGUUUUCUCUCUGUGUGCCAAAAUAUGUGGAUGCUCUGACGUAGAUGAAUUGAUGUCCACAUAUCCACUGAUUGAUGGUCACAAUGACCUCGCUCUCCAGUUGAGGAUUCGUCACAACAACUACCUAAGCCAAGUUGACCUCCGUAACCUCUCCAAAGUAUCCACAGACAUAUCCCGUUUCAAAGCAGGGCAUGUGCAGACACAGAUGUUUGCUGUCUACGUACUGUGUGGUGCUCAGCAGAAGGAUGCUGUGAGGCUUACUCUGGAACAAAUAGAUGUGGUGAGACGUAUGUGCACUGAGUACCAGGAGUUUGAACUGGUCACAUCUGUCCAGGAGCUAAAAGAUUCUAAGGACAAGGGUAAGAUAGCCUGUUUAAUAAGUAUCGAAGGAGGCCACUCUAUUGACAGCAGCCUUCCUGCCCUGCGGAUGUUUUACCAGCUUGGAGUCCGCUCCAUGGGUCUCACGCAUUCUUGUAAUACACCCUGGGCUGAAUCAUCCUCAACUUUUUACCCUGUAUAUAAGAGGGAGAAUAACAGCCUGACAUCCUUUGGGAAGGUCGUAGUCGAGGAGAUGAACAGACUCGGAAUGAUAGUGGACCUCUCCCACACCUCGUGGAACACAUCCUUUGCUGUUCUGAGUCACUCUAAGGCUCCGGUUAUUUUUAGCCAUUCCUCUUCCUACUCCAUAUGUAACCACAGCCGCAAUGUUCCUGACAAUCUGCUACUUGAACUGAAAAAGAACCAAGGGUUGAUCAUGGUGAAUCUCCACAACACAUUUGUUUCCUGCAUAGAUGAGGCUAACAUCUCUCAUGUGGCUGACCAUUUUGAUUACAUUAAGAAAUUGAUUGGAGCUGAAUCAAUAGGAAUUGGAGGGGAUUAUGAAGGUGCUACAAGCUUCCCUCAUGGGUUAGAGGAUGUCUCAAAAUACCCAGCCCUAAUCCAGGAACUGCUGAGAAGAAACUGGACUGAGAAUGAGCUGGCUGGUGUCCUUCGACGUAACUUCUUGCGUGUGUUUGAACAGGUUGAGAGGGUCCGUGAUCAGUUGAGUUCAAAUCUACCAAGUGAGGUCCAGAUUCCAUUUGAAGAGGCACACAACCCAUGCAGGCUAGUCCUUAGACGUCCAGACCCAAGAAGCCUGCCCUCAGAUCAGUCCUCUGGAGCAGAAGGUGGAUUACCUGGUCUGUUAAUCCUUGCCACAGUUCUGGUGCUUUCCAGAAUAUUUUUGAUUGAAUGAAUAUUAACAAUCUCAGUUCAGCCGUAUCAUUCUUUUGAAGUUGUAUAGAAAGGAGUACACAGAAAGGAGUGUCACAGUGCUGCACAUCAGUGGAGAUUAGGAGGAAUUUAAUGACUUUAAUGUCUAACCUCAUUUUUGCUAUAAUUAAAAUGCAAACUCCUGUACAUACGUUAAUAAAUUAAUUAAAAAUUCAGAAGAUGUCUGAAAGAGACCUCUUGGUUUUAUCUUUUUUUUUUUUUAAUUCACUAUUUAUUUUGUUAUUUAGUUGGCAGAACAUUUUUUUCAUGAUGUCCAUAGAAGAUUACAAAAUAUAAUAGAAUGAUAAACUUGAUAAAUAUAACUUUAGAGAUUAUACUUUGUAUCUAGGAUUGACUAGGAAACAGCUUAGAAGCUGAGGUUGUCUACUUAAGUUUAUAAUGCUUCAAGCACUUUAACAAAGUUGUACAGAAUAUCAGUUUCAAAGCAAAUAUUUGUUCUAUUUACUCUCAUAGCAUAAGACAAUAUUAUGGUUUUACGUCAUUCAUGUAGCCUUGUUGCUCACAACCCAAUGGCAAUAAAUUUGAUAAAUAUCUGCUUUGGUGUGCUCACUUGAGGUGGUGAUGUUGAUCUUCGUGUAAUCAUAGGAUUUGACUUGGUAGUUUUAUUGCUUCUUAAAAACCUACAGUUAUGAAUGAAAUAAAAUACGACUCUAUUAAAGUUCCUAUUGAAGUAGUGGACUGUGCCAGAAAUACAGUAACCAAAAAAAAGA